Messenger RNA from Pieris rapae (cabbage white), 1460 nucleotides. Its product is annotated as ice-structuring glycoprotein-like. The coding region runs from base 121 to 1347 and encodes 408 amino acids. Gene Ontology annotation, cellular component: extracellular matrix. The transcript has 4 exons. The record is from RefSeq and is a predicted model, not a curated record. Lineage: Eukaryota; Metazoa; Arthropoda; Insecta; Lepidoptera; Pieridae.
CCCUGCCAUUAUUAUUUCCUAUUAAUAGCGCCGAUAUUGUUCAGGACCCGUAUAAAAGCCCUAUCACUGUUAGGAUUAAACAUUCACAGUUCACUGUGCAGCAGAAACAUACACCUCAAAAUGGCAGCUAAGUUCGUCGUUCUCGCUUUAUUGGUAGCUGCCGCCCAAGGCAGUGCCAUCCAUGGAGGCGACUACUCCAGCUUCUCCUAUGGAGUAGCAGACCCUCACACCGGUGAUGUAAAGAGCCAGCAUGAGACCCGCCACGGUGACAACGUGGUCGGCCAGUACUCUCUGCUGGAAUCUGAUGGCACCCGCCGGACAGUAGACUACGCUGCUGACGCCCACAACGGUUUCAACGCUGUUGUACGCAAGGACCCAGCUCUCAUCGGACAUGUUGCCCACGCCGCUCCAGUCGUAGCUGCCCCAGUCGCCCACGCUGCUCCCCUGGCUUACGCUGCUCAUGCUGCCCCAGUCGCGGUUGCUGGACCCUCCGUGUCAUACUCUUCACACUCUACCUCAGUGAACCACGGAGGAGUAGCUGUCGCCGCUCCUCUUGCCUACGCUGCCCACGGUGCCUACGCUGCCCCCUUGGCCCACGGUGCCUACGCUGCCCCCUUAGCCCACGGUGCCUACGCUGCCCCCUUAGCCCACGGUGCCUACGCUGCCCCCUUAGCUCAUGGAUACGGUGCUCUUGCCCACGGUGCCGCAUACGGUGCUCAUGGUCUCGGCUUACAUUACUAUUGCGAUCAGAAGUCGAACAAAACACGUACAAUGGCCUCUAAGUUUGUUGUCCUCGCUUUAUUGGUAGCUGCCGCCCAAGGCAGUGCCGUCCAUGGAGGCGACUACUCCAGCUUCUCCUAUGGAGUAGCGGACCCUCACACCGGUGACGUCAAGAGCCAGCACGAGACCCGCCACGGUGACAACGUGGUCGGCCAAUACUCCCUCAUUGACUCUGACGGAACCCGCCGGACUGUUGACUACGCCGCUGACGCCCACAACGGUUUCAACGCUGUUGUACGCAAGGACCCAGCUCUGCUAGCCCACGCUCCCGCUGUUGUCGCCGCUCCCGCUGUUGUCGCCGCUCCCGCCGCAUACGCCGCCUCUCCUCUCGCAUACGGAGCUCAUGCUCGCGUGGCUUACGCUGCCCCAGCCUACGCCGCAUCAGCCUACGCCGCUCCCGCCUACUCAGCACAUCCUUCUCCCCUUGCCUACAACUCAUACGCCGCUCCAGUCGCCGUCAACGCCUACGCUGCCGCUCCCCUCGCCCAUGGAGCCGUCUUAUACGGUUCUCCCUUGGGUUACGGCUACGGCGCUCAUGGACUCAGCCAUGCCCGUUUGGCCUGGUAAUUAAUAGAUAAAAAAUAACUGUGAUCUUAGCUUACUUAUCUAUUAAAUGUUCCUCAGAAAUGCGUUCCCAUCUUGUAAAUACGAAGUUAUUGUAAUAUAAACUCUUAUUACAA